Molecule: messenger RNA, 660 nt
Organism: Medioppia subpectinata
Lineage: Eukaryota; Metazoa; Arthropoda; Arachnida; Sarcoptiformes; Oppiidae
Source: the annotation of a GenBank genome assembly
AUGAUUCGCAGACAGCACGAGCAGCACCACCAACAACGGGAACAUCUGGCGGCUCACCACCAGUCGGCGGUCGGACACCACACCAACCACUCGGCCAGUCGUCCGAAAGACUACGUCAAACACCAAAACAGUGGCAGCGAUAGCGACGCCGACUAUCAGGAAAUGUCGGGCUUUUCGCGCUUCUGUUUCGGCCUAAUGUGGUGUUUCGCCCAAAUGGGUCUCUGGGGCGCAGUCCUGCUGUUCCUGUAUUGGGUGCUCAAGUUUGACAAGGGUUUCGCCUGGCAACAUGAUAAACGCAAAAUGUUCAACCUGCACGCUUUUCUCAUGCUCACCGGGUUCAUUUUUCUCAAUGGCCAGGCGAUGUUGAUCUAUAAGACAUUCUUGUGCUGUAAGAAGAUCUACAAUAAGAUAACGCAUUGCAUAUUCUUCCUGUUGUCCACAUCUCUCAUCACAUUUGGAGCCAUUGUUGGCAUUCAGGCCCAACACAUGUCACCCCUGGAUCUGCCCUCACCUCACUUCUACUCAAUACACUCGUGGAUCGGUUUGGCCACCAUGGGCCUUUUCGCGCUACAGAGCAAAGAUUUUUCGGGACUAAAAACCACCAAAUUCGGUCGGGAACCGGGAGUAAAACAGUCAAAUUCGGGAAUAUUCGGGAAUUAA